GCGCGAGAGGAAGUGCUGCGAGAGGGAGCGUGAGGGCGCGAGGGAGCGCGGCGCGGCCGGGCGCCGCGUGCGCGAGCCGGGUUGCAGCCCAGCAGGGACUUUCCAGCCGGCGGCGGCGGCGGCCGCCGGCCCUUCCCCGCCCCCCGACAUGGGGCUGCCCGGGGAGCAGGACGCUGCGGACCGCGGCGGAGGACGCGCCCGGAGCUCCUGAGCCGGCGAGCGGCGGCGGACCGCGGCAGAGUUUCUCUUUCUUACAAUGGAGCCGAGCAAAAAGACAGACGCUUCGGGCCCGCUGCCGACCAACCCGCCGCUCCGGCUGCAACCCGACCGCAGUGCGCCCGUGCUGGUGCCUGAGCAGGGCGGCUACAAGGAGCGCUUCGUGAAGCCCGUGGAGGACAAGUACAAGUGCGAGAAGUGCCGGCUGGUGCUGUGCAACCCGAAGCAGACCGAGUGUGGGCACCGCUUCUGCGACAGCUGCAUGGCCGCCGUGCUGAGCUCCUCGGGCCCCAAGUGCACGGCGUGUCAAGAAGGCAUCGUUAAAGACAAGGUGUUCAAGGAUAACUGCUGCAAGAGGGAGAUUCUGGCGCUUCAGAUCCACUGCAGGAACGAGGGUCGCGGCUGCACAGAGCAGCUGACGCUGGGCCACCUGCUGGUGCACUUGAAGAACGACUGCCAGUUUGAAGAGCUGCCCUGUGUGCGCCCUGACUGCAAAGAACGGGUCCUGAGAAGAGACCUGCGUGACCAUGUGGACAAGGCCUGUAAAUACCGAGAGGCCACGUGCAGCCACUGCAAGAGCCAGGUCCCCAUGAUCACGCUGCAGAAACAUGAAGACACUGACUGUCCCUGCGUGGUGGUGUCCUGCCCUCACAAGUGCAGAGUCCAGACCCUCCUGCGGAGCGAGUUGAGUGCGCACUUGUCAGAGUGUGUCAAUGCCCCCAGCACCUGUAGUUUUAAGCGCUAUGGCUGCGUUUUUCAGGGGACAAACCAGCAGAUCAAAGCCCAUGAGGCCAGCUCCGCGGUACAGCACGUGAACCUGCUGAAGGAGUGGAGCAGCUCCCUGGAGAAGAAGGUCUCCCUGCUGCAGAAUGAAAGUGUGGAAAAAAACAAGAGCAUCCAGAGUCUGCACAAUCAGAUAUGCAGCUUCGAAAUUGAGAUAGAGAGACAGAAGGAAAUGCUUCGGAAUAAUGAAUCCAAAAUACUUCACUUACAGCGAGUAAUAGACAGCCAAGCAGAGAAACUGAAAGAGCUGGACAAAGAGAUCCGCCCCUUCCGGCAGAACUGGGAGGAGGCAGACAGCAUGAAGAGCAGCGUGGAGUCCCUCCAGAACCGUGUGACCGAGCUGGAGAGUGUGGACAAAAGUUCGGGGCAGGCAGCCCGGAACACAGGCCUGCUGGAGUCCCAGCUGAGCCGGCACGACCAGAUGCUGAGCGUGCACGACAUCCGCCUGGCCGACAUGGACCUGCGGUUCCAGGUGCUGGAGACGGCCAGCUACAACGGGGUGCUCAUCUGGAAGAUCCGGGACUACAAGCGGCGGAAGCAGGAGGCCGUCAUGGGGAAGACCCUGUCCUUGUACAGCCAGCCUUUCUACACUGGCUACUUCGGCUACAAGAUGUGCGCCCGCGUCUACCUGAACGGGGACGGCAUGGGGAAGGGAACGCACCUGUCGCUCUUCUUCGUCAUCAUGCGCGGCGAGUAUGACGCUCUGCUUCCUUGGCCCUUCAAGCAGAAGGUGACGCUCAUGCUGAUGGACCAGGGCUCGUCUCGGCGCCACCUGGGGGACGCGUUCAAGCCAGACCCCAAUAGCAGCAGCUUCAAGAAGCCCACUGGGGAGAUGAAUAUCGCCUCCGGCUGCCCGGUCUUCGUGGCCCAGACUGUGCUGGAGAAUGGGACGUACAUUAAAGAUGACACCAUCUUUAUUAAAGUCAUAGUGGAUACUUCGGAUCUGCCCGACCCCUGACGAGUCCCUGGGGAGGCGGAUCGAGCAGAAGGCAACUCCUCUCGGGGGUUUGAACCACUGUCUCCACCGAGGUCCUCGAGCUCCGGAAGGACCUUUCGGGAUGGAGGAGGUGGCAGGAGGCGGCCGCGGGCCGGUGGGAGGAGCCUCGAGGAAGGACGUUUUCUCACAGACUCGCGGCACUUCACCGAAGAAUUAUUUAUCCUUUGACGAGACAAAUACUGCUGUCUGAGGAGGUUUCCAUUUUCAUUUUUACAGAUCUAGUUAAGUAAGGUGGAGAACAUACAUGCUAAAGGAAAGAACCAUGAUUUUUCUUCCUGAAACUUGAACACCAAAAAGAAACCCACACCCACCCACACAUACACACCGGGGUAGCUGGACGUGUCAGCAUGCUAAGUAAAAGGAGAAUUUAUGAAAUAAUAAUGCAGUUCUUAUAUAUUCAUUCUCAAAUUCAAGAGUGCAGUCUUGUUUCAAAUACAACAUAUUGUCUAUUUUUAAGGCCUCACCUGGUCUCUGUUUUAAUAAUUUGUCAGAAGACCCUGAAGUACACCCAGGUCUUUUUUGAAAGUCUCUAAAUUCAGAAUCAUUUUUUAAUUUAAAGUUCUAAGAUGAUUGUUACUGCAGACAUUUUAUUUUAAAACAAUGAUAGACUUAUAUUUCUUGGAAGAAAAUGUAAAAUAUCAAACACUGGUUAUCACUUGUGAUAGGAAAGAGAAUAUCCAACCCGUUGUUAUUUCUCGUUAGAAAUGUAAACCUUCAAUAUCUGUCGUAGUCGAUGACACUACUUCGAACUUGUCACGGGAGGAAACCGCUCUUGGAUGCUGUGCAUCGUUCUCAGAUUUAUAAUUGUUUUCACCCUAAACUAGGGCAUUUGUUGAACUUUGGAGUUCUAAACAAAACCCUGUAGGUUUUUAAAAUUGUGCCCCAUGUGUUCUGACGAGGUCUUGGUCGCUGACAUCCCCGACCCUCAGUGCGCAGUGUCCCGGGUGGGCAGGCGACUCGUGCGGCAGGCAUUCUCCAUUCUGUCACGUUGCUGCAUUCCGUCCGCGACCUCCGGAAACAGCGUCCUUGCGUAGAGACGGCAGCGUACGGUCCACGUGCCUUAGGCGUGCAUGCUGCUUCCCAGCCCGGCUUUGCGUCCUCUGCAGUUCGGGCGAGUGGCCCUGUGGCCAGACCUGUCUUGGCCACUAGCCCCGUCUCUCACCGGCCCCCAGGCAGCUCUGCACCUGCUGUGGGGGCACCAGUCUCCGUCUGGGUCUCCUGGGCCCCUGCUUGACCAUCACAGAUUCCAGACCCCCAAGGUGAGCCGCCCAGGCCAGGCGUGGGCACGGGCCCUGCUCAAGCAGAACCCUCGAGCAUCCCAGAGAUGCAGCUCUGGGGGCUGCGCGGGCUGCCUGGCGGGCCUCCGGGGCCUCCGGGACCGCCGCCCUGGGCAGGGUCGGCCUGGGAGGCCCGUGGGCCCGGCCCGCGCAGCCCAGCUGGCCUCUUCUCAACACUGUUUACCUUCUCAAUGGUCCAACUGUGAUUGGCAGCCGGAGCCCGGCCGGCCCCGCCCUCCGCUCUGCACCGCGCCUCCUGGUGCUUCGACCUGACGGUGCUACACGUGACGGGUGCUUCUCUGAACGGCCAGCGCGCUGCCCGCCGCCUCGUGCCGUCGUCCCGGAGCCGCGCCCACGCCAGCUGGCCGGGCCGCGCACUCAGACUGCCUGCCUGCCUCCGGGCUCCCGCCCGGCGGCCGCCCGUGUCUCUGGUGCUGCCGUCCGCCCUGGGCGUGCCUUCGCCCCAGUGCCUGCUGGAAGCGCCCCCUCGCACACCGUCCCGGGCUUCCGUCAUCACCUGCCAGCCCGAGCCCCUGCCGGGCCCCUGGGCAGUCCCAGCACCCCGUCGUGUCCCCUCCCGUCUCCACCACCAGGACGGCUUUGAGGGCGAACGCGUGUCACCAGCUCGGGAGUCGCAUGUCCCCACUCGCAGAGGAAGGGCUUCCCGUGGGUGCUGUGGGACCGCUGUUCCCUCAGAGGGGUCCCCGACCUUCAGGUCUCACCCUGGCCCUGCCCUGCAGACCCAGAGGAGAGACCCCCCCCCCGGAGCCCCCACCAGGCCUCAGGUGGCGUCCAGAGGGCCAGGCCACCGACAGGCACACUCUGUGGCUUCCUCUUCGACAGUCUGGUCAGAAAGAAAAGCCAAGAUGUUUCCUCUUCCUCUGGGUCGAGGUCCUGUAGGGGCGGGCCACCAGGCAGUGUCUGUCUCUGCGGGCGGGGCUUGUGCAGAUUUGCCCCUGGGGCAGGUUCUGGGCUUCCCUCCUCCUCCCAAGGGGGCCACAGGGCUUGGCGUGGGCAGCCAGCACCGUCCCCUGGGAAGAGGCUGUGACCUGGCAGGAGUGUCACCCUGUGGCUAGGUCGUAGUCGGUGGCACUUGGGGUCUGUGGGUCUGGCUGCUGUUCUGGGCACAACGGAGGGCAGCCUCUGGCCACCCGGCGCCCUGCCCACGCAGCGAGGCCUGACCAGGGCCGAGUGAAGGGAGCGGGCGCAGGGUGGUCGGGUGCGUGACAGGGUUCCCCGCAGAUACGAGUUCUGACACUGGAGGGAAGCCAGCGGUCUGUCGUGGCCCCCCUGGCAGCCUCCUUUGCCAGAGACCCCACUGGGGCUUGGGGACCAGCGUGUCCCUGAGGGCUGUGAGCCGCCAUUUUAGGAGCAGGGUCUUCCGUCCCCCUGGGCUCACGGGUAACAGGAGAGUGUUGGCGUGCACGUGGGUUGCUCUGAGGACAGGGUGGCGCUGGCCCCCGGACGAGGCUCUGAGCGUUCCCUGGACAGGGACAGGAGAGGCCUCGGUGGCUGCUGUCACAGCCUGAAGCCCCGGUCGUUCCCUGCCCUGAGCCCCCACUGACCCUGAUGCUGAGCAGCCCAGGGAGCGGGAAGCUCUCAGCCAGGCGGCUCCUGCCUGCCCCGUGACCCUGGAGGCUGUGGCAGGAACGCCCGCCCUGCCUGCCAGCUGCCUCCACCAGGCCCAGUUGCUGUCCGCUGACCCCAGUGGUCUCAGGCGGAACCUACACCGCCAAGGCUUCCCCUGGACCACUGUGGCCCACCUUGGGGACCAUGGGGGCAGCCAGCCUGCCUCCUCCAGAGUCGCCAGCUGCCCAGGGUCGGGACCAUGGCCCAGCUAACACCUGCGGUCCCCGUGGGCUUCACUCUCGGUGACAUUGCAGGGUGGUCCCCCGUGGCCGGCCUGGCAACCCACAAGAGGGGUGGGGGCAACGUCCCGUGGAGGAGAGGGCGUCUGGACAGAGUCUGGAGCACAGCCUGGUCCCGAGGUGGGUCGCACCCUGGGCCCCAGUGCCUGUCCCUUGACCCCGACGGGGUGACCACAGCACUGUCGUUCGGUGCCCAUCACAGACGUGUGCGGCCGCAGCACCUCUGCUGUCCUCCCCGGGCUGGUCAGGAGCUCACACCUCGGCCACCGGCGCGUCCCUUGGCCUGGGGUUGCUGGUGCGGAGCGGGCCACCGUCACUGCACGGCCAGCUCUUCACCAGCCGCAGAGGCACCAGGGGUCCCAGCGGCCCCUUUGCUUUCGUGUUUGUGACAAGUGAGGUGUCUGCCACCCGAACUGAUUUCUCAGCCAAGACCAUGGCCCUGUCUCUCGUGGGCCAGUCUCGGUAGUUGUGGUCCCUCCGACAUGGAGGGUGUCCACCGGGGUCCGGGUCAGGUAGGGCUCGUGUGGGCUCCUGUGUUGGCCAGUGGCCUGGUCAUCGUUCCCGCCUGUCUGGGCAGUUUCGGUUGUCACCGGGGAGCCAGGGCCAGUGGAGGGCAGGGAGACAAAGCCCAGAGACGCCCCAGGGACAUCCUCCGCUGGCCGGUGGGGGGCAAGUGGGCCGAGGGGCGGCGGUGGGCAGCGCUCACAUCUCAUUCUCAGCUGCCGCUGUGUCUGUGUGUGGGGACACGGGGCAUCCGGACGGCCACCCCACUCCUGCGGCUCGUGGCGGUUGGUUUUAUGACUCAGUCCCCUUAGAAAAGUGAGGUGACCCGGUCAGUGACCUCAGGAGCAGCACGGUCUUCGAGGACCUCUCCGGGGGUGACACCCGCGAUGGAGGCAAGGGGAGGGCCCAGGCCCACGGCUGCCGGCGUUUCCAGAAUCUCACCCCCGCCCUGCUGGCUCACCUCCUCGCUCAGCUCCCCGACCCAGAACAAAGACCAAAGAAGGCCGACCUCUUGUUGGACCCUGUGCAGCCUGCCGUUCCACACGCCGCCGGCUGGGAGGCUCUGUCCCGACUGCACAAGUGACUGUGACCAGUGACUCACGGCGUGUUUUUCUGCUCUUCUAAGAAAAAACAACAAAGACACAGUGUAAGUUAUUGCUCAGCAAUAAUCAUGUUAAUACGAGUCAACAACAUGUCUGACUUUCCGGUAGCAUUAUUAUGUUUUAUAUUUUUGUUUCCUGUAUAUUGUGUGUGGUUUUAUUUGGUAUUUAUUUGUGUUUUGAGGUCUUGUAAUGUUUCUUUGUGUUCCUGAUGCUAAUAACUGAAGAAUGUAGAAUGCAGAACUUGGAAAUGCUAAGCUGUCUCAUUAGAGGAAAAUAAAACUGACCGUGGACUCUCGGGCUCUUCA
Artibeus jamaicensis (Jamaican fruit-eating bat) is the source of this 6552-nucleotide messenger RNA. It is a transcript of the gene TRAF3, whose product is annotated as TNF receptor associated factor 3. Gene Ontology annotation, cellular component: plasma membrane signaling receptor complex. The transcript has 11 exons. Bases 257 to 1957 code for a protein of 566 amino acids. Lineage: Eukaryota; Metazoa; Chordata; Mammalia; Chiroptera; Phyllostomidae. Gene Ontology annotation, molecular function: zinc ion binding; tumor necrosis factor receptor binding. Gene Ontology annotation, biological process: Toll signaling pathway; regulation of cytokine production; innate immune response. The record is from RefSeq and is a predicted model, not a curated record.